GAGAUGGAAAGCACUCCAAGCUGUCUUGUAACGCACUGGGCAAGUGAGGUGCUCGGGACAAGAGGUGAAAAGAUCUAAGAGAAUUAGGGAAACACCCUCUGAGCGAAGGGUGGAGUUGAGAGGUGUGGUUGAAGAAUGAAUGCCGAGGACCCGCUCCAAGCACACGCACACAAAUAGCAGGCAGGGGCACGAUUCGGCUGCAGAUACGCCAUGGCUUUCAGUUGGCUUCGGGCUUGGCAGGUUGGUCAGAGCAGGCUAAUGCCAUUGGCUGCCUGUUGAACAGACGGAACCCCUGAGAACUCGCACAAAACCACGACCGAGCCGCGACUCCCAGACAAGAUCAAGUCCCAGAUGAGGAGGGGCAGGAUCCGCACUGACCAUCCAAGCGCUGGGGAAACCUCAUUCAACAUAUGUGCAGUGCGGAGAGGAUUCCAUUAAAACACCAGCCUGACCUUAAAUGCUUUAUGACUUUUUUUAUUACUAUUAUUCUGCCUACUGAAUACAGUUCCAAUAGAUUUUUUUUCAUUCUGGAUUUUUCUCUAAAGAUUUAUACAAAUAAAUACAGCGUUUUCAUUGAUUUCGUGUAAGUUGCUAUGCAGAAGUGACUUUUGUAGUUUCCUAUCAUAAAAGGUGUAUUGUUUAGUGGACCUGUGACUUCUUUCUCUCAGUUUGAGGGAGAUAUUUUUUUCGAACUACUUGGUGUGUCGGAAUGGCAGAGUGUCGCCCCUGGCUUGUGCUGUGGGUGGGCUGCUGCGGCUGCCUGUGCCUGGCUCUCGGAGAACUGCUGAAGGAUGGGCUGCUUGGAGUUGGCAUGGGAACAGGUGAUGCUGCCCGGCAUGAAGAAGCUGCGUUCCCCCUGAGGGAUACGGUGUCCGAGCACAUGCUGAGGCUAUAUGAUAAAUACAGAAGUGGCGGCGCUAGGGCUAGGGAGUCACUAAGGCACCGGCAACCUCUCCCGGACGGCAAUACAGUAAGGAGCUUCAGAGCAAUGGAUGGGGAUGAACAUAAAAAAUGCCACCAUAUGUUCAACUUGACUUCCCUAACAUCCUCUGAAAACAUUCUUUCAGCCACAUUGCAUUAUUAUCUGGGGGAUCUUCUAAACUCCAGCCACAGAUGUCCUCAUUCCCAGUUCUGCACUCAACAUGGGCAUGCAAAAACUGAAUUUACAUUAUUUUUAACAGUGUGGAGCUUCACUGCUCUUCAAAAUCCUGCUCACAUUAUUGGUCAUUUUCUCAUUAAUGUAUCAGCAUCUCAUCGGGACCUCCCACUUUGGCAGUGGAAGGAUAUAACUCAAGCUGUACGUAAGGCCAAAGAAUAUGGUGAGGCUGUCCUUGGAUUCAAUUUGACAAUAGAACUUCCAAAUCAUAGAAGCGUAGAGGUUUUAGGACUUAAACCUUAUAUAUUGGUUUAUGCUAAUGACUCUGCAAUUUCAGAGCCUGACAGUGUUGUUUCCAGUUUGCAUGGGCCACAUACUCCUCUAACUCUCAAACCAAACCGGAAAAUAGAAAAAGCUGAACAAAGAAAAAAACGAUCUACAGACAUUCUUUUACCCUUACAAAACAACGAGCUCCCUGGUGCAGAAUACCAGUACAGUGUGGAUGAAGAGGGUUGGGAAGAAAGAAAACCCUACAAAACUUUUCAGGGACGUCAGAAUGAGAAGGAUAAAAAUAAGAAAAAGCUUAGGAAAAGCAACCGUCAGAAGAGCCAAACACUUCAGUUCGAUGAACAGACCUUGAAGAAAGCAAGAAGAAAGCAGUGGAACGAACCACGAAAUUGUGCACGGCGUUAUCUAAAAGUCGACUUUGCAGACAUUGGCUGGAGUGAAUGGAUUAUUUCCCCCAAAUCCUUUGAUGCAUAUUACUGCUCAGGUGCAUGCCAGUUUCCAAUGCCAAAGUCUUUAAAACCUUCGAAUCAUGCUACUAUCCAGAGCAUUGUAAGAGCGGUUGGUGUGGUACCUGGAAUACCUGAGCCGUGCUGUGUGCCAGAAAAAAUGUCUUCAUUAAGCAUCCUGUUCCUGGAUGAAAACAAAAAUGUUGUCCUUAAAGUUUAUCCCAACAUGACAGUGGAGUCUUGUGCCUGUAGAUGAUAUCUUCAAAUGCCUACUGAAAAAAGGGAAAAGGUGUUAAAAGCAAUCUUCAGUUUUGCACUUUUAGUAUAUCACAUGAAAAUGAAUUGUCAGUGGCAGACAAAACAUUAUAUAGCAAAAAAAAAAACACUGGUUUUUGGCCUCUGCUUAUAGACAAGGAGGGAAAUAUGGAACCGUGAUAUAAACAUGCCAGAAGCCAUACAGACAACAGAUAUUUCUCUUUUCAAGAUGACUGGAUUUUUAUUUUUCAAACCUCCAAAGAUGCACCUAUUUUUGUACCAGGAAAAAUUAACCUGUAGCUAUUGUUCUGUGCCUUCAGAAUUAUUGGUUUCUAGCUGGUGAAUCUAAUUUCAUAUAUAAAUGGCCAAACAUUUAUUUAAACGGCUGGUAUUUUUUUUCCACAAAUACCAAUGUCUGUUUCUAUACAAUGAACAGGAAAAUAAAUAUUUUCAUGCUUACACUGCAAGUUGUGCAUGCAAAGAAUUUUUUUUAAAUCUUAGUAAAUGUAUAUAAUCUGAAAAUAUACAAGUUUCUUAUCAAUACAAUAUGCAACAUUUCAGGUGUAAAUUAACUGUAAAAUAAACUGAUGAAUUGUCAAUGCUUUUUUUAAA
Molecule: messenger RNA, 2697 nt
Organism: Xenopus tropicalis (tropical clawed frog)
Lineage: Eukaryota; Metazoa; Chordata; Amphibia; Anura; Pipidae
Gene: bmp3
Product: bone morphogenetic protein 3
Exons: 3
Coding region: 710-2086 (458 amino acids)
Biological process (GO): cell surface receptor protein serine/threonine kinase signaling pathway; osteoblast differentiation
Cellular component (GO): extracellular region
Molecular function (GO): cytokine activity; growth factor activity
Source: RefSeq, a predicted model, not a curated record